AAUUGUAAAUGUAAUGCAUAUUUCUUAUUCAUAAAUCAGUGCAACUUCUACUUUAUUUUAAGUGAAAACAAGUGCUAAUAUUAUUAACUUAAAAAAAUUGUAUGAAACUAUAGCUGUUCCCCUGGCAGAGGCAUUUUACUCAUAUUUAUUGUAUGCUUUAAUUUAUAAUCUCAAACUGAAACAUAUUAACGAUAAGUGUAACUUAGGAUGGAUUUGUCCUUAAUCCUGAGGUAAAAGAAACUAAACACUUAAAGUUGUCUAAGAGAAAAUUGUUUAUCUCGUUAGAUUUUGAGACCAUUAUUUUUUUUAGAAGAUGUUCAAAACUGUUAUGUUAAUGUUAAUUUCUGUUGAAUAUUAUCUGCUAAGAUUGAGUAUUAUCAAAACAAUUUUGACACAAGUCGUUUUGUCAAAUUUUUUGCCUUAAUAGAGAUUGACGACUUGUAGAAGCUUAUACCAAAUUUGCUUAUAAUUAGAGUGUGUUAGCAAACCCUCUCUUUUACAAGUCAUCAAUAAUUGAGUCAUGCAUUGGGGACUUUUUGAGAUCCCCACGAGAGUUCGAGAGAAAAGCUAACGUGGAAAGAACGAUCGAAGACGAAGAUGAACUGCGCAAUUGUGCCUGCUACGCCGUUGCCUGCCAUUAAAAAAAGAUUUAUCCCAUUUUCCUCAAUGAAAUAUUCGUUAUUGAAAAUUUUACUAGUAACCAGAGUAAUUCUGUUGUAGAUGUUACAGCGCGAAACAAGAAGCAAUAAUAAUAAAUAAAAAUCUUUGGCAGUAUCCGAAGGGUAGAGCAACGUAAACGAAGGUAAAAAUAUAGCCUCCCCCUCCACGUCCGUAAGGUGCAGGUAACGUAAUUAAAAAGUGGUGGUUAAAUUUUUGAAACGAAAGCAAAAAAAACAUAAUAUCUGCAGUUAUGCUUCAUUAUAUUGAUAAUGUAACGUAAUCUUUGAGGUGUAAUUUGGAAACAAAGUUGAGUUAGAAAGUUUUACCACCAUUUCUUAUUUUUAAGAUAGUGUUGUGUCGAUUAAGAUUAAUUUACUGGCCGAUUAAUUGUGUUAGGUAUCAUAACGUGUUGGACGUUUUUCUUCCAAAUUACAUUCACAAAGGUUUUCGAAAGAGAUGAUGAAAUCAAAAAAUUGUGACGUGUUAAGAUUAAAUCCCUUUGAAAAAUGGAGAGAUUUAAUUUUAACAUGUCUUUUUUGUUUCUUUCUGUUUCAAACAGGCCCAUAACGCCCGUCAUUUUGGAUCAGAAUUACAUCCAACUCAAAAAUCAGGUCAUCAAGGCUGAACGAAGGGUCCUGAAGGAACUGGGUUUCUGUGUUCACAUUAAGCAUCCCCACAAAAUCAUCGUAAUGUACCUGCAAGUCCUGGGCUACGAAAAGCACCAACAGUUGAUGCAGUUUUCCUGGAAUUACAUGAACGACUCCCUUCGUACAGAUGUUUUUGUGAGGUAUCAGCCUGAGACAGUGGCGUGCGCCUGUAUCUAUUUGACCGCCAGGAAGCUGAAACUACCGUUGCCAAAGAACCCCGCGUGGUACUCCCUCUUCGGAGUUACCGAGGAAGACAUCAGAGACGUCUGUGUCAGGAUAUUGAAGCUUUACACCAGACCUAAAAUAAAUGUGGAUGCCCUUGAGAAAAAAGUGGAAGAUUUGGUGAAAAAGUACCAAGAGGCUAAAAUAAAGGCUCGUGGAGGAUCAGGGAAUAACACACCUAAUAACAAUAGUCCUUCCAGUCCCAGUUCCCAGAAAACUUCAGGCGCUCAUAACGCAUGGGGUGGUUUCAUAAGCCGUUCCGGUAGCCAUAUAGUUCCGUCCGUUACUGAAAAAAGGUCCCGGUCCCGAUCAGGGACCAUUUCUCCCGUCUCUAAACACCAUAAACGUUCCAAAAAGCACGCACGUUCUCGAAGUCGGAGUCCCAGAAACCACAAAAAACACAAAAGGGGUAGCUACUCCAGGUCCCGCAGUAACAGUCCCCACAACAAGUCGAGGAAAGGAAGGGAUAAAAGAAGGUCAAGGUCAAUUAGCAACGAGAAAGACUUGAAGAACGAUCGAUAUAUCGAUCGAUACGACAAAAACGAUCGAUACGAUAGAGAUAGGUACGUGAUUAAAGAGGAAAGGGAUAGGGAUAGAUACGACGAGAAGGGUGAGAAGAAGGAUAGACACGAUAAGGGGGACAAACGAUAUGAAAAAGACAGAGAAGAUAAAUAUAGGGAGGACAAGUACAGAGAUGAAAAGUACAGGGACGAUAGGGAAAAAUAUGCGAGUAGGGAUGAAAAGGAGAAGUACAAAAAGUCGAAACAUAGGGAAGAAGAGUCUAAGAACAGGGACAGAUCGAAAGACAGGCGGAGAUAGAAGAGAAAGUGUUAUGAAAUGUUGGUUUCUAAAAGAUGAGAUGUUUUAAAUUAGUGCUAUCACGUUGACGAUUUUGUUAGUGUGUGUUUUUUUUAAGUUAGUGGAUUUUUUAGGAUUCUUUUAUACCUAAAGCGGAAGCAAAAUGGAAAGCCUAUUGUCUUAAGCAUAAAAAAUGACUUGUAAUUUUUGUAAAAUAAUUUAUAAUGGGGACCGUUUAACGUCGAAUUUGUUUGUACUGCUGGUCUCGAAAAGAAUUACCUGUAAAUAGCUGUGUAUAUAUUAAUGAUAUUAAAUUUUAUUUUAUACGU
Messenger RNA from Agrilus planipennis (emerald ash borer), 2656 nucleotides. Its product is annotated as cyclin-L1-like. Gene Ontology annotation, biological process: regulation of transcription by RNA polymerase II. Gene Ontology annotation, cellular component: nucleus. The record is from RefSeq and is a predicted model, not a curated record. Bases 1167 to 2348 code for a protein of 393 amino acids. The transcript has 5 exons. NCBI's taxonomy places the organism in Eukaryota, Metazoa, Arthropoda, Insecta, Coleoptera, Buprestidae. Gene Ontology annotation, molecular function: cyclin-dependent protein serine/threonine kinase regulator activity.